CCUCUAAAGCGCUUUAUACUUUAGAAACGCAUCACUCUUUGAUUGCUGACAAAACACUCUUUUCCUCUCUCUCUGCAAUUAUCUAUCAUCACCGCCCACACAAAAGUCAAAUCAAAAUCAUCGCCGGAGUUUUCCUUCCUCACAAUGCACAACGCCGACUACUCCUCCGUCCCUUACUACCACCAACAAAACUUCCCACAAACUCACACUCCAAAUCCCAACCCAAUCGAUCCUCUUUACCCUGCCCCGCCCCCGUCCUACGCCUCCGCCCCGCCCUUCUCCGCCAACACUUACACCCCUCCUCCGCCGCCUCCCUCCACCGACUACUCAACCUACCAACAUAAUUACCCUUCCUUGCCCCAAACUCCAGAUCCUCCCCCCGCCGCCACCUCCUAUUUGCAGCCUCAGUCCCCCUAUUCAUUCCCUCAAUUCGAAGCCCACGGCUCCUAUCAGCCGCCUUCCCACUCCCAACUGCCCUCUUAUUACGAUCACCCCACGCCGAAUUAUGCAUCAAACCCCAAUCAUAACCCCGUUUCCCCCAAUUCGCGUUACCCGUCGAUUCACCCACCUGCUCAAUACUCUCAACCCACUACCAAUCCUUACGAACCUCAGUACGAUAAUCACGACGGGAAUUUGAGUCGGAGCAGGUCGGAUUUGGGAACCGAGAUAUAUAGCAAGCGAGCUGAGAGCGGCUAUGGGAGUGAUAGCCCCUAUGGGAAUAAUGAAGGGGUUUAUGCCUACAGGGGGAGUAGUGAGCCUUAUGGAGCUAGGGGGACCACUCCAAAUUCUUCAACCUGGUCCGGCUUUGAUGAUUUUGGGAGGCCCAUUGGGUACUCAUCUUCUUCGUCAUCAGGGAAAGAACGGCCGAAAAGUUCGUCAUUGAAGGUUGUGAGGGCUGUGCCAAAGGCAGAUGCCCAGCAGGACCUGAAGAGCGCGGUUCAGAAGUUCAGAGUGAAGUUGUUGGCAGAAAGUGGCGGGCAGAGCACCAUGGAUGUACUUUGCCAGAUUGGCUUAGAUGGAAUCCGUAUGCUGGACCCAAGUACCAACCGCACAUUGAGAAUUUAUCUUCUUGACACAAUAACCAGAUGUGAAGCUAUCGAAUCAUCGAUAUUUGCUUUCUGGUCAAAAAGUUCUGUUGACUUUGAACCAAGGCGUAUCAGAUUGAAAUCUAAUAGUUAUACUACAACGACCAUUUUGGAUACAGUUACUGCUGCGAUUGCACAGUAUAAGGAGAUGAGUGGAAGAACCCGUCCAACUGAAUUUCCAAAGAUUGCUGAACAACCUGUUGAGAAGAAGAAAGGUUUUACUGAUUUUAUCAAUAAGAUAAAACCUGUCAAUGAGGAGAAAGAUCACUGGGUUCCUGAUGAAGCGACAACAAAAUGUACAGCUUGUGGAACAGACUUCAGUGCUUUUGUCCGGAGGCAUCAUUGCAGGAACUGUGGAGAUAUAUUUUGCGACAAGUGCACUCAGGGUAGAACUGCUCUGACUUCUGAUGAGAAUGCUCCUGUUGUUAGAGUUUGUGAUCGAUGCUUGGCUGAAGUUUCUCGGCGAUUGAACAGUGCUAAGGAAGGUGCCAGCAGAUCAACCAUCGUUCAAAGUCAUGAGGAUCUUGCCAAGAAACUUCAGGAGGAGAUGGAGAGAAGCUGCAAAGUGUCAUCAGGCUCGAGAUCAGAUGGUUCUGGGAGACGGAUGAAAGAAGUCGCCUGCCCAACUUGUACAGUCCAUUUGCAGGUUCAAGUGCCCAGUUCUGGUUCAGAGACAAUUGAGUGUGGGGUUUGCCAACAUCCUUUUUUGGUUACUGGCAAUUGAACCAUACCCAAUUGGUAUAUUUGAUUCUUGGCUGAGUAUUUUACUGAAAUUUGGGUUUUAAUGCUUGUUGUUUUGGUAUAUUUGUUAUUUUAUGAUGUGAAUGAAGCAGGUUUUGCUUUGUUUACCUGUAUAUCGGUGUGUGCUCAUUCUAUAGUAUGCUGCUUUCCUGUUGUCAUAUUUUGUUCAUUGACUUCAAAAUGUAAAUUAAGUUUGAAUUACUAGACGAUUUUUUAUGAUUAUAUUGUUCUUGUACAUUAA
Salvia miltiorrhiza (redroot sage) is the source of this 2067-nucleotide messenger RNA. Its product is annotated as protein FREE1. The transcript is spliced from 10 exons. Gene Ontology annotation, molecular function: ubiquitin binding; metal ion binding. Gene Ontology annotation, biological process: multivesicular body assembly; intralumenal vesicle formation. Gene Ontology annotation, cellular component: late endosome membrane; ESCRT I complex. The record is from RefSeq and is a predicted model, not a curated record. The coding region runs from base 145 to 1809 and encodes 554 amino acids. NCBI's taxonomy places the organism in Eukaryota, Viridiplantae, Streptophyta, Magnoliopsida, Lamiales, Lamiaceae.